Beauveria bassiana ARSEF 2860 is the source of this 345-nucleotide messenger RNA. RefSeq lists its product as uncharacterized. The transcript has 2 exons. Lineage: Eukaryota; Fungi; Ascomycota; Sordariomycetes; Hypocreales; Cordycipitaceae. The record is from RefSeq and is a predicted model, not a curated record. Bases 1 to 345 code for a protein of 114 amino acids.
AUGCGUUUCUCCAUUACCGCGGUUUCGGUCCUCGCCGCUGUCGCCUCGGCUGCGCCUGUCGACAAGCGUCAGGCACAGCAAGGCGGCAGCCUGCUCAGCGGUCUCACGAGCCUGCUCGGAAACAUUGGCGGCCACACCAACGGCGACAACUACCCCCCGAACUCUGGCGGCACGGGCGGCGUCCUGGCUGACAUGCAGGUCCUCCCGGAUCACUUCCGAUGGACCACGAACCCGCCCAGCGCGCUGAAGGAGAUUCCCGCUGCCCAGAACAGCCAGCUCCGAGAGGGACACCGCCUCGCGCAUGUCGCCAUCUACAAGGGAUUGGGUGGUAAAGAAGAAGAAUAG